AUGGUAGGCCCAUUUGACAGUCUUGCAGAUGCAUUAAUACGACAGAUGAACCUCCAGUUGGAGGACAUGCGGCACAAUGGAGAAUACUCUCUCCUUCUAAGGAUCAUUCGGGGCCAGACCUCAUUAACAGACAGAGUUGCCAAGAACCAAGAAGCACUAUCUGUUGCCCGGAAGAAAGCAGGGGCAAUUUUGACUGUAUCACGACCUAAGCCACAAACUGACCCUGGAUUUAUUCAGAGAACGCAAAAAGCCCUUGAAGAAACACAGGACGCUAUCCAGGAGACUCAGCGAAAUAUAGAGCGUCUCGAAGCCCAGCUAAAAGAUGUUACUGCCAAGACUGCAAACAAGGAUGAAUUACGACGUGCUGCAUUGACUCUAGCAGACAGAGAAAAUGCGGGUAGGGAGGAGCUCGUUGAACUUUAUCACAGCAUAUCGGGAGUACACUGGGAUCAGCCCGACUUGGGAUAUGUGCUUAGCGAGGAGAUUGCAAAACCCAUCCGUUUCAGCUCCUGUGUCGAUGCCACCAACCAGCUCUGGGAAAUGAUUAACAUGUAG
Giardia duodenalis is the source of this 555-nucleotide messenger RNA. RefSeq lists its product as uncharacterized. Lineage: Eukaryota; Fornicata; Diplomonadida; Hexamitidae. The transcript has a single exon. The record is from RefSeq and is a predicted model, not a curated record. The coding region runs from base 1 to 555 and encodes 184 amino acids.